GCCGGCCCGCCCCUUGACGCGCGGAGGGCCGGGUCCGCCCUUCCUCAAGGAUCCGCGCGAUGAGCAAGCCAAGCCUCCGCGCGAGCGUGGCCGCCGCGCUGUCGUCCAUCACGCCGGCGCAGCGCGCCUCUCAGUCCGCCGCCGUGCUCGAGCAGCUGCGCUCGGUGCCCGCCUUUGCAUCCUGCACCGGCGCAGCCUCGAUAUACCUUCCGAUGGAGGGGGCGUGCAACGAGGUGGACACGUGGCCCAUCGUCGCCGACCUGCUGGCGCGCGGCGUUCGCGUCGCCGUGCCGCGCGUUUGCGGUUGCUCGCCGACCGACAUGAAGAUGCUCGGCCUGAGUGGCGACUUGGAGGCGGCAAAGGCGCUGCCGCGCACCAAGUGGGGGAUCCCCGAGCCGGACGAGGCCGCGGCCGCCUCGAUGGAGGACCUGACCGAGAGCGAGGACCUCUCGCUCCUCCUCGUGCCCGGCGUCGCCUUCGACGCGCGCUGCGGUCGGCUCGGGCACGGGCGAGGCUACUACGACGCCUUCAUCUCGCGGCAGCGGCGGCUGCAGGGCGGAGGGCGGCCGCAGGUGAUUGGGCUCGCCCUGAACGAGCAGAUCGUGGAGGCGGUGCCGAUGGGCGAGCUGGACGAGCGCCUCGACGCCGUCGUCUCUCCGCAGGGGGAGCUGCGCUUCACGUCGGAGGCGGAUGGAGCAAAGGCGGCCCGCCUGCUGCAGCGGGGCGAGGGUGCGCCGGCCGAGGGCGCGGGCGCGGGCGAGGCGGCGGCCCUCUCCUCGCGGGUGGAGAUCGCCGUCGGCCGCUUCAAGUACGCCUGCCUGCGCGUCUCUCCCCCGCGAGGCUCCGGCGGCGCGCCCUUCCUCGCAGUGCGGUCGGGGCGCGGCUCGUACCACGCCGACGUGGCCGAGGCCGGCGGCUAGGUCCCCGGUCCUGGGCGCGCAGAACACGCCAGUGCGGCCCCCGGUUGGGACUCAAGUGCGCGACGCUACCGACGCAGACGGAGGACGAUCGAACCGCUUGUAGUUUGUUUCAAUAGUAUUUGUUGCGGU
Messenger RNA from Emiliania huxleyi CCMP1516, 1049 nucleotides. RefSeq lists its product as hypothetical. Gene Ontology annotation, cellular component: mitochondrion. The transcript is spliced from 3 exons. The record is from RefSeq and is a predicted model, not a curated record. NCBI's taxonomy places the organism in Eukaryota, Haptophyta, Isochrysidales, Noelaerhabdaceae. Gene Ontology annotation, molecular function: 5-formyltetrahydrofolate cyclo-ligase activity. Gene Ontology annotation, biological process: folic acid-containing compound biosynthetic process; tetrahydrofolate interconversion. Bases 60 to 920 code for a protein of 286 amino acids.